UAAAGUGUGGAUUCACCCAACCGUGCGAAAAGAUAAAUUAAAAUGUUAUCAUAAAGUCCACGGAAAAAAACAAAAAUAGCAAGCAAGGAACACUUUGCAGGAAAAUACAAGAAGCUCCUCCAACCAUACUAUACCAUACCAUAUCUACAUUACGAUUUUCGCAAAAACAUCAAGCUGUCACAAAAUUCACACAAUUAGGUCAAGCUGUUGGGGGAAAAAAAGAUUUACUGGAAAUAAUAAUAAAAAUAAUGUAAUAAGGGAAAGAAAGAAAGAAAAGAAAAGAUUUUCUCUUUCUGCUUCACCAAGAAAACGGAGGACAAAGAAAAACAAGAAGAAAUGAAGAUAACAGCGAAAGUUAUUUCGAGUCCGGGUCGAACCGACAAGUUCCCUCCGCCAUUGAUGAGGUUCUUGAGGAGCAAUGCUGGGAGCAGAAGCAGGGGAAGGUCAAGGUCAAGCCCAAUGUUCGUACGGAAGAAGAACACCGCCAUUGAAACUCAAGAACCAUCUUCACCUAAGGUCACUUGCAUGGGUCAAGUUCGGGUCAGACGCUCCGCUGCCGCCAAAAGGGGACGCUCCUCCUCCGCCUCCGCCUCGGCAUCCGCCGCAAGAGACGGAGCUCCUCCGACACGGUGCCGGUGCUGGUGGAUCCGAGAAAACGCUCUGUUCUGCAGACUCAAACCGAACAACAGCAACAAGAAGAAUAAGAAGAAGAAGAAGAAGAAAAACGAGUGCCGGUGCCAACCAGUUUGGCCCAAAUGGGGGUUCUUUCGGGUCGGAAGCUUCCGGAGAAAACCCAGCACGAAGCUCAAAGAAGACUGCGCUAAAUCGGAGUCGAAUUUUCAGAGGUCAAGCUAUGAUGAAUCAGAGGCAGAGCACGAAGAAGAUGAUGAAUCGGAAAUUUACGAAGAAAGAGUGAACCCCGAAGCCGGUUUUGGUUCUUCCAACACGCCGCCGAAGAAUGCUUUGUUGUUGACUAGGUGUAGAUCCGCACCGUACAGAUCUUCGUCGCUGGCCUGCAGAUUCUGGAGUUCGCCGCUAAGGAACAGUGAAGAAGAAGAAGAAGAAGAAGAAGAAGAAGAAGAAGAAGAGAAAGAGUGGCAUGAAACGAAUGAAGCAAGCUCGCAAAGAGAUUCGGUUUCUGAAGAAGAAGCGAAAAGGGUAUCCGAAAGGGACGCAAAGUUGGGGUUUUUGAAGGAGGUAGAGAGUUCGAAUUCAAAUGCCAAAUCAGAGAAGGUUGUUGAAGAUUCGAAGAGUGAGAGUGAAACGCGGCCUAUAAUCCUUACACGGUGCAAAUCGGAACCGGCGAGAACUGGGUACAAGCUGGAUCCUGAGGUAAAUAGUAGUUUCUGGAAGAAAAAGACAAGGUUGGGUCUCGCUGAUAUUCACAUUAUUACUGACUAAUUAAAUCAAUUGAAUUCGUAUAUUAAAUUCUUAAUCUCUUUUUUUGGUUUAUUGAAUUGAAUAUAGUUGUCACUUCUCA
Arachis duranensis is the source of this 1480-nucleotide messenger RNA. RefSeq lists its product as uncharacterized. The record is from RefSeq and is a predicted model, not a curated record. The transcript has a single exon. The coding region runs from base 337 to 1401 and encodes 354 amino acids. Lineage: Eukaryota; Viridiplantae; Streptophyta; Magnoliopsida; Fabales; Fabaceae.